GUGCCCAAAGUGCAUAAGUUCCAAAUCAUAAUUCCUCCAUACGUUUCUAAGCAAAUUGAUGACUAUGAGUGCGGGUUUUACGUCUGUCAGUGGAUGUUGCACGGAGAGGCUGAUGAUAAUUCGUAUACGGCGGUUUGUAGUAAUAGAGGUCGACUAGCCUUGGCCAUAAUUUUAGUCAAAGAUCUCUCAAAUACAAGGCGCUCUCAAAUUAUUGAUGAAGCAAGGGCCGUUUAUGAAAGACAUUUCAAGGGGAAAAUCAGCUCAAAAUGC
This is a messenger RNA of Linum tenue, 270 nucleotides long. Lineage: Eukaryota; Viridiplantae; Streptophyta; Magnoliopsida; Malpighiales; Linaceae. The record is from the annotation of a GenBank genome assembly.